Aureobasidium melanogenum CBS 110374 is the source of this 750-nucleotide messenger RNA. RefSeq lists its product as uncharacterized. The coding region runs from base 1 to 750 and encodes 249 amino acids. The transcript is spliced from 2 exons. Lineage: Eukaryota; Fungi; Ascomycota; Dothideomycetes; Dothideales; Saccotheciaceae. The record is from RefSeq and is a predicted model, not a curated record.
AUGUUUCCAGCACCUUUCACUUCCUCCAUGCUGCUCUUAGCUUCGUCUGUUCUGGUCGAUGCAGCAGGCUAUGCUACCCGCGAACCUUCUUUCACAUCCUGCCAAGGUUUCAGUGUCACAUCCAACGAGACUAGACCGCUGGAGUCUGAAAAUCUUAUCAUCUCUACGGGCGUAAUCUGCAAUGUCAGCGGAAGCAACUUCUCAACUCCAUGCAGUGUGCUCAGCGGCGGCUGGCCCAACCUCCGCAGCUCCAUUACCUAUACGAAUGGCUCUAGAGUGAGCGACAGUUAUGCCGUCGAGUAUGGUCUCUGGAAUGCUACAGGCGAUUUUAAGGCUCUCUACGGGACCACAAUCGCGGCUGUCGAGAACCAGACAGUGACAUUCGAGAAUGAAACCAGCGGAAAUGUUGUCUUCACUCCAACUUACCGCUGUGUGACUGGCCGUGUUCAGGGCUGUCCGGCAAACAUCUCGAUUACCGACGAUACCGAAGUGGACGCAUGUUAUCCUGUGCUGACUGAUAGAGUCGUAUCUUUCGAGAGUGCCCCAGGACAUUUCGAGAACAUCACCGUCCUGGCUGGCUCUCGAGCGAUCAACGAGACCAGUGUGCAAGCCGCUGCCAAUCUCAAGCAGAAUCCGAAUAAUCACCCGCCUUACGGUCUUGUGUCAAGUGGUGCAGGUGCUGUGUUGGGGGCCGGUUUCACGAGUGCCUCGAUGGUCGCAACGUUUUGGCUCGGGAUGUGGGUGAUAUGA